CGGAUCCGGAAGCGGGCGCCGGCGGCCGGGAGUCGCCGUGGGCGGGCUGGGCCCCGCCAUGCUCCGCAGCGCCCGCCGCCUCCCCGGCGGCUCGGUGGCGCGGGCCGCGGUCGUGGCGGCGGCGCUGCUCUCGUCGCUGUCGCGGGGGUCGCCGCCCGAGCCGCCCGAGCCCGCGGCGUCGCCGCUCAGCCCCUACUUCGGCACCAAGACGCGCUACGAGGACGCGGAGCCGGGGCUGCGGCGGGACCCGCGGCUGCUGGGCGAGGCCUGCCGGCCGCUGCAGCUGGUGGCGCUGAUCCGCCACGGCACCCGGCUGCCCACGGCGCGGCAGGUCGCCCGGCUGCGGCAGCUGCAGGCGCUGGUGCGCCGCCCGGACGCCGAGCCCGAGCCCGAGCCCGAGUGGAGCCGCCCCGGCGCGGACGGGCAGCUGGUGGAGCGCGGCCGGCAGGACAUGCGGCGCCUGGCGGGACGCCUCGCCCGCCUCUUCCCCGCGCUGCUCGGCCGCCGCCACGCCGGCCGCCUGCGGGCGCUCAGCAGCUCCAAGCCGCGCUGCGUGGACAGCGGCGUCGCCUUCCUGCAGGGCCUGUGGCGGCACCACCACCCCGGGGAGCCCGCGCCCGGCCCGGCGGACAUGGAGUACGGGCCUCUGGAAAUUAACGAUAAGCUGAUGCGCUUCUUCGAUCAUUGUGAGAAGUUUCUAACUGAAGUGGAAGGAAAUGCCACAGCUCUUCAUCAUGUGGAAGCUUUUAAGACCGGGCCCGAAAUGCAGAACGUUCUAAAUAAAGUCGCAGCUACUUUGCAAGUGCCGGUCAGCAGUUUAAAUGCAGACUUGAUUCAGGUCGCUUUUUUCGCCUGCUCAUUUGACCUGGCCAUCAGGGGCGUCAAGUCUCCUUGGUGUGAUGUUUUUGACAUAGAAGAUGCAAAGGUAUUAGAAUAUUUAAAUGAUCUGAAACAAUAUUGGAAAAGAGCAUAUGGAUAUGCUAUUAACAGUCGAUCCAGCUGCGGCCUGUUUCAGGAUAUCUUUCGGCACAUGGACAAAGCAGUGGAACAGAAACAAAGGUCUCAGCCGGUUUCCUCUCCAGCCAUACUGCAGUUUGGCCAUGCAGAGACGCUCCUCCCCUUGCUCUCUCUCAUGGGCUACUUCAAGGACAAGGAGCCCCUGACAGCUCACAACUACAAGGAGCAGCUGCACAGGAAGUUCCGGAGCGGCCGCAUUGUGCCCUACGCCUCGAACCUGAUAUUUGUGCUUUACCACUGUGAAAACGCCAGGACCCCCAGGGAGGAGUUCCAGGUGCAGCUCCUACUGAACGAAAAGGUGUUGCCGCUGGCUCGCUCCCAGGACACCGUGUGCCUGUAUGAGGACCUCAAGGAGCACUACAAGGACAUCCUGCAGGGUUGCCACGCCACUGAGGAGUGUGAGUCCCCGAGGCUGAACAGCACGUCUGAUGAGCUGUGACGCAGCAGUGAGGCGCACCCUGGCUCCCAGGACUGGGGGGGGGGGGGCGCUUGCGGUGGGGGCGUCAGACGGAUGGCGCCUGGGCGUCGCUGGCUGUUCACUGGACAUUUCUCUUGAGGUCUGGACACAUGCGAGGAAGGGUUAGAAUCUGCUGGGAGAAACAGCUGGCACUGCUGAGGUGUACAGGAACCAUUUCUAUUGCUAUUUCUCUGAGAAGUCUUGCACUCUGAUCUCAAAAUCAUACUUGAACGGCUACAACAACAAAAGAAUCAUGUCCUUCGGAAAACCCUGACUUUACUAAUCAUGAGGACCUGACAGGUGUGCUGCAGCCUCAUUUCCUCCCGCAGCACAUGUCAGGGUUGACCUUUCUUACUCAGAAAUAGGCUGAUGCACCGGGAGUCUCGCCCUGGGAGAAAGCUGAGCCCUCCAGUCGAGCGUUGAAGCUAUUAGGCAACAGGACAUCAUCAGCAAAAGAUGAAGUGUAAUAAAACAAUAUUUUUGCUAAAGGAUAUUUGUAAAGUAUUUGAACAGUUUUUCAAUCAUUUUGACUUGCUAGUUUAGUCUCGCAAGGGCAUUCUUUAAUCAUGGGGCUUUUUGUACGUACAAAACAGCCGGCAGGACAGUAGCUCACUUGAUGGCGAGCAAGCAGCUCUGCCCUGUGUGCCAGCCAGGUCCCAGCCCUGUCUCCUGCACAGUGACGGAACCUCGUUGCUGUGGUCUCUUUCACUCUCUCUGCCCAUUUCUAUCGUGAAAUAAAUAAAUGAAUUAAUUAAAAUGAAGUUAAACAAUGGAUGGACAAAGAGCUUUUAUCAGUAAAUCAGAGUUUCUUAAAUUCGUCUGUUAGCAGUUUUUUCAAUUGUCACUGCCUCUAUUUUUGUUUUGUUAUAUGAAAUGUAUUUCCUUUCUAUAAAGAUUUUGUUCUGAUUGCUGUAGUUGUAUAGGGACUAGUUAACUCUUUCCUAGACUAGUUCUGUCGAGUGCUGUGGAUGGAUUUGCUAUGACAAUAAACAACUUCUUGUGGCUUGA
This is a messenger RNA of Erinaceus europaeus (western European hedgehog), 2482 nucleotides long. RefSeq names its product multiple inositol-polyphosphate phosphatase 1 (gene MINPP1). Lineage: Eukaryota; Metazoa; Chordata; Mammalia; Eulipotyphla; Erinaceidae. The transcript is spliced from 5 exons. The record is from RefSeq and is a predicted model, not a curated record. Bases 59 to 1456 code for a protein of 465 amino acids. Gene Ontology annotation, molecular function: acid phosphatase activity; inositol phosphate phosphatase activity.